Cuscuta epithymum is the source of this 1095-nucleotide messenger RNA. NCBI's taxonomy places the organism in Eukaryota, Viridiplantae, Streptophyta, Magnoliopsida, Solanales, Convolvulaceae. The record is from the annotation of a GenBank genome assembly.
CCUGCUUUAGAUUCGGCGCCGCAUCUGAUGUACUUGAACCACAGAACUGGGAGGUUCAAUUUCCAUGACCCGACUCGCAGAGGUGCCACAUAUUCAGUACGCAUCCCUGAACUAUUGGGGGAUUACCCGGGCGAGGUUGAAUGUUAUUAUGCCAGCUGCGGUUGGCUGCUUCUUCGCAAGGGCCCCAUGACAUACUUCCUUUUUAACCCCUCCACCAUGGAUAGAAUUGACCUUCCUCCAGUACGUGACAUGCCCAUCUCAUUCGAAUCCAUGUGUUUCUCUGGUUCGCCCACUUCUUCCUCGUGCAGGAUUGUUGGCUUUGUCAGUUAUGUCCCAAAAAAAGUGGCCUUUAUUGGAGAAACAAUGGUGGGAUGUGAUUCUUGGUCCGUGUCUGUCAACACUAGCAACCCAGAUGACUUCGUGGCAUCCAUAUGCCCCCCCAUUGUCUGUGAUGGGAGCUUUUAUGUUUUGGGUGAAUCUGGGAAUUUGGGAUGCCUCUGGUUUCGACCUCCCAAAAAGGGACUGACCGAGGUUUUUUGGGAAGUUAUUGGCAAGCCAGCAGAUGAACUGUUUGAGACAUUCAAAGAUCAAUUCCUCCUCGAAAGCGAUGGCGACAUCAUGUGCGUGGCAACUCUACAAGGAGGCGGCGAAGUUUGUGUUCUCAAGCUUGAUCCACACACUCAAGUGUGGCAAAAGGUGGAUGAUCUCCAAGGAAAAGCCUUGUACGUUUCUCAAUCCGCAUCCUUCUCCCUUAAAGCAAUUCCCAGAGGAACCGGUAACAAGGUCUACUUUCCUAGAUUCUACAACAACCGAGGACUGUUUUAUUGCAUGGGAACCAAGGAGUGGCGCAACUUUCCACAUACUUUCUCAAGUACAAACUAUUACAAUACCAGUUCCUUACUUCAUUCUGCCUGGAUUCAACUUUCUCCUCAUCAUACUAGCUAGCUAGUUUAAAUCACUUACUGCUCUUGUAUAAACUUACCAACAACAUUACUUUGUUUCAGAUAUUUAUCUAAUUUUAUAAUUGCUAAAUUUGACUGUUAGUGAUCCUGACUAUUCAUUAUGAGAACGUUUAAAACUAUUGUUCCCUGCCGG